Messenger RNA from Plutella xylostella (diamondback moth), 2406 nucleotides. RefSeq lists its product as uncharacterized. NCBI's taxonomy places the organism in Eukaryota, Metazoa, Arthropoda, Insecta, Lepidoptera, Plutellidae. The record is from RefSeq and is a predicted model, not a curated record.
UCUUAUAUACACGACCGCGCGACCGCGGCGCCCAAACGCCCCGCGUAUACGCUAGCAACCGGACCGUUGAAAUAACAUGUGCAAUAUGUGUGUGAGAGACAUCGCGCCGGCUGUCGUGGAGGCCCCGCCGCCGAAGACUAGACCUAACCGGAGCAUAGAACGCAUGAAGCUGAAGCACAACAUCGUGACGGAUCCCACUGAUGAGGAGAAGCUCCGGGAGGUGGCCUACCAGCCCGACCUGCUGGCCGUCUCCACGCAGUACACCAAGCUCGGCUACGACCUGGUGAAGCAGGCGGCGCAUCGGAUACAGGAGACCAAGACUUAUGUAGUGCUGACCCGCUGCACGCAGCCGUUCCACGUGGCGCUGGCCGCGCUGGUGCUGCUGGCGUGGCUGGCGCGGCCCGGCGCCGCCGUGGGAACCGCGCGCGGCUGGCGGGCGCUGUACGUGGCAGCUGUCGCCACGCAUCUCGGCGCGCAAGUGUGGAUGACGCUUAUUUCUGGCGUGGUGCUGUACUUCUCCCUCCCCCGGCACGAGUUCGGUCGCGUUCAGGCGGUGCUGUUCCCCGUGUACUUCGCCUUCAACGCCGGCGUCAGCCUGCUGGCGCUGCUGGGCUACCUGCAGCUGCAGUGUGUUACUGGCUUCCAGAGGACCAGCUGGGUGCAGUUGGCACUGCUUCUAUCGGUGUUCAGUAUAGAGGCGUACGUGCGUCUGUACCUGGUGAAGCCCAUGCUGCGCGCCAAGCACGUCAAGACGCAGAUGGAAGAGUCGGCUGGAGGCGGCCAGGAGGUCGGUCGCCUAGUGUUGGGCGAGUUGGCUCACUGUCCACUCUACAUGCGCGAGUUGAAGACCUUCAGAGCCUUCCACUCGUCCAUAGCCAUGGGCACCAUGCUCGCCCUGGGCUGCUCCAUCUACUCCACCAUGAUCAUCGUGGACUCCAUGUGCCACUAGAGCCAUAGAGCCUUCAACACGGAACUACACCGCUGAGAUUAAACUGCGAGUCGAAUUUUAAAAUUCAAAUUCAGAAUUUUGCUCUAUCUCGGAUCGCGCAUCGUGAUAGUUUAUGAUUAGAUAGAGCUGUCAUUUGUUUAGGUAUCGCGAUGUUUUGUUUUGUGGUGGUGCUGAUUUUUGGCCCCUUUAUUAAUGAUCGGUGAUAUCGAUUAAUUUAUUGUAUUGUAGAGGGGUUUCUAAAAGAAAAGUGGGAGAUUUGACGAGGCGUCUAGUUCCGGAAAGAUAAAUCUGCGGAUUUGUUUUCUAUUAAAACAAUGUAGUAUAGGUGAAGUAUUAAAUUGUUUAUUAGGUAUAAGAAAAUUAUGGCUUUUGAGGCGCUGGUCGCAUGUAUCGUUUCCUAGAGAAACUUCGAGUGAGAUAUUUGGAUUAAGCCGCGGUUCCAUUGCUGCAGUUAGAGAUCGCAAUGAGUCGCUUAAAAAGGAAGUAGAUUAGAAAGAUCUUGCCAAGCUAUUCGUAACGACUGCUAACUAUGCACUCGUGCUAUGUUAAUGUUAAUUAAAUAAUUAUGUGGAAGCUGCCACAAGCUGACUGUAGGCUACUUGAUCAAUUAAAAGUUGCAGAUGGGACUCUCGUUGCCUGCUCUCUAAUUUCCUGCAAUUACUGCCAUAGUAAGUAGCGUAAAGUAUGUAAUCCUAAGUAGCGAUAGUCUUGCCAUCGUAAUGUUAAAAACACGGAUAUUAAGUCCGCAGGAAUUUAUGGAGCUAGCAACUACAAAUGUGAUAUCUGCUUAGCAAUUUUUGCAGUUAUAUUUCACUCUGUGUAUGCAGCAAGCAUAUUAAUGUGAAAUACUUAUAUGGAGUUGUCACUUCAGCAACUGUAGGGUCGAGAUACGAUGCAGUAUUAUAUUAGUAGAAUUUGUGCUAGUAAGUAAUCGAAUCAUGUGAAUGUUGUGUGUUUGAGUCUAGUCAUCACUCAGCAAGCGAAUCUUGUUUAGAUGAAAUAAAUGUGCUAAUGAAACCCGGGUUUAAUCGCGCGCAGUCGUGCAUGCGCUCAAGCAGCUUGCUAAAAUAUAUUAUGUUUAGCUCCAAUUUCUCCAUAGUUAGGUUAGAACAUAACCUCCCUGGUUAUUGCUUGACUUUUGACACAACUGUUAAGAAUUUAAUAUGGAGAUGACGUAGGUAUAAUUGAUUAACCUUUCCCUGGCUACGAUGUAACCGACUAUUGUGAAAUUGGAGCUUAGUAUUUUAGGUACUUGGGUUAAAUAACCAUAGUAUUUUAGUAAUUAGGCAUUAUACUAAAUGUAGAAAACCAUAUUUAUGUCAAUUACACAGUGAUAUUUAAAAUGACUUAGUAUUUUAUUGCUUUUAAAUGAUCUGAAAGUUAAAUGUAAGGUUUUGUUAUUUAUUUGAAAAGAUGAAUUUGAAAACAUUUAAAAUAAAAAAUCUUACUUGUGAUUA